Messenger RNA from Sabethes cyaneus, 5186 nucleotides. RefSeq names its product rho GTPase-activating protein conundrum (gene conu). Bases 1568 to 3526 code for a protein of 652 amino acids. Gene Ontology annotation, molecular function: GTPase activator activity. The record is from RefSeq and is a predicted model, not a curated record. NCBI's taxonomy places the organism in Eukaryota, Metazoa, Arthropoda, Insecta, Diptera, Culicidae. Gene Ontology annotation, cellular component: cytoplasm. Gene Ontology annotation, biological process: regulation of actin filament polymerization; regulation of small GTPase mediated signal transduction; signal transduction. The transcript has 13 exons.
GGUUGGACGUUAGUGCAAUAAUUUUGUCGUUUAUUUUUUUUAUCGUUUUUAGUACGUUUUUUAUCAUUGUCGGGCUCAGAACCUAUUUGAUUUGCGAACGCUGCUUCGUAAGUGACAACUGAUAACGGUUUUGUUUUCAAAUUCAACUCUGAAUCAACGAUAUCAACUGUCAAACUUUUCGCAACACGACUUCUGUUAUUUCAAUUAGUGUUAGUAAUCCCAGCAUUAUCGAAUAGAGUAAAUAGUAUUACCAGUUUGUUAAUUCAAGGGAUAAUUAAUUGAAGUGUAAUCACGUUUGGAACGAGCAUUUCUCCUUCGAACAUUUUGGAAAUGUUUUUGUGAAAGUUGGUGCCAGUUUUUAGUUGAAUCAUAUCAGUGAAACGACCGGUUCGAGACGCAAAAGCUUGUUGAUUCGUCGAAUCCCAGCUGGAGAAAAAAUCUGCGCCUUUGUCGAUACACGAUAUGUUGUUGGGUAAGGUUUGUGACAGAUUCCCGCUAGUGUCGUUUGUAUUUAGUAGCUACAGCAGCUAAGAAGAAGCCGUUUCCGGUGUUUAUAUGAAUUUGUAUACGAGCAAGUGAACAGAUACACCUCGUAGUCAGUGUACGCUCUUGUUUAAGGGUGCUAAAAGUGUCUGAUUCACCAGAUCGUUUACGGUGUGAUUCGGUUUCAUACGGCCAGCGGAGAAAACAAGUGCAGUGAGACGCACUGUUGUCUGUGGAAUAAUUAUUGACCGCCGACAAUGGAUGUUUGUAAAAGUGGCAUCUGAAGUGAUAAUCGACUCGUGCUGAGUGUUUGCUUUUUACUACCAUAUGUAUUCAUAACAAAUUAAAGAAGAAAAUUGUGUUUCUAUAACCUUGGGAUUAUACUAAAUAUACAGAUAGUAGUUGGAGUUCACUGAAAAUAGUCCAUCAGUUCUAUUUUGGGUAUCAAGUACGAAUUCGCUUUAUCGCCGUCUUGCCGUAUCGAAACAAACCCAGCAGUUGCUGAUAAGACGGAGACACUUACUUUCAUCGCGGAAAUCUAAUACGGAAGAAUACCUUAAGAUUCUUCUCUUCAACUCUUCAAUAGUGACCUAUCGUAUUUCUUAUGCAGAUCAAGCUUAAGCAGUGCUGCCGAACCUAUCCCACCGUUGGAAACCGUUCUAACUAAACGUCACGUCGGAUUUCCAUUUGAUCUCACAGCUCGAGCUCAGACAGUAAUAGAAGAAGAGUGUUGCAUUGCAGCAGCAAGCAAUCACAAUAUAUAGUGAAAGUGAAACAACUUUAUCGUCGUCGCGAGUUAUGAAGUAAUAAAUCCCGCAAAAGCAGAAGAAAAUAAACCAUCAGAAGGCGACGGCGUCGGCGGCACGGAAAGCGGAAGUGUUUGUGAGUGUGUGAAUAAAUGAGUGCUACAUGCAAUAAGAGUAUUAAGAAAUAUGAGCGCGGUAAUGCGGCACCUUCGAAGUGAUUAAUAGUAAAUUAUCCGACUUAUUAAAGCCUUUCGAGAUCGACGCAGUUUGCAGCAUUACAAACUACGCUGAGCACAUCGAGUCAUUCAUCCCGUGGCCCAUAGAGUGAGUGAGAGUCAAUGUUGCACCACCGACAUAACGCGUCUACCUCACAGCUGUCCUCUUCCUCUUCGAUUGGCUCUAUAAUGAACCACAGAGACCUGGAAGCGGAACUGGAUGAAUACCUGUCCGAAUACAAGCUGCAGGCACCUACCGAACCGAUCAGCCACUAUGCAGAUGGAGAGCUAGAAGCAGAAUGGUUAAACGCAGCAGGAUUUCCACAGCUUACCAGAGCCUUCGAAGAGGGUCGCGAGCUUUCCACGACAGAGCUGGUCCCGGUGAUUGCGAGCCUGUCGGCGGCACAUGCGGAAGCAGUCAAGCAACGAGUGAAAGCACUGAACCGGACCGUCCGCGGAAGAACACGCAACCGCGGUAGCAAAAAGCCCGACAUUCGGGAUGUCUUCCGGGAUCUGGAUUCCUCCAGUACCGGGACGCGGUCCCGAAGCGCUACUCCCGAUUCGCUAGAUUCGUUGCCCGGUGACGAGAGUUGGAACAGCAACGGUACCAACGGUACGCAUCAUCAUCACCAUCACCACAUUCCAAGUUUCGUGUCGGUGUUCGACGGCGGAAAUGGGGCAGUGGUGCGACCGACCCCAGUUCGCGGAAAGCAGAACCUAAGAAGGACACCCAGUGCGCCACUGCGCGGCUCGGCGGAACUAUUCCGGGGUACACAUGUGCGCUGUGACAUUCCCUUUCACAAUGAGGGCAUAGAGCUACUCAACUUUCAACGGUUGGGAACUAUCCACAUACCACGAAUUCGAUCGGGUUCUGACCCAUCCUGUACGAUUGGCCCACGUGCCGGUCAACACAUUUCCGGAACUCGCAGUCACACCAAUCUGUACAAUGGCAACCAGAGUAAUGAUGACUCCGGCAACUCGUCGUCCGAGCAAAGUCCACCGAGUUCGCCACCACGCAGCAGUUUGCUCUGUUCGGUCGAAAAUUCUCCCCUACGAUCCACUUCCUACGAACCGAUCAGCUUCGAGAGCAUGGUCAAACAGACGUCGACUCCCACAGAAGCGUGCCACAAACUAUGGCAGAACCUCCGGGAGACCUGCUGCGACAUCGACCAGGUAUCCGAGGGCGAUCUGAAACGACUGCAACCGCUGCUGUGGCUGGAGCUGGCGUCCCUGUUCGACAAGAAUCACGUCGCACUGGACAAGCGAAAACCGUUCAAACGGAAACGGAAGGAGGAAGGCAACGUUUUUGGCGUUUCGCUGAACGCACUGGUCAGACGUGACCAACAGAUUACCGGCGAGGACACCACCCUCGUGCCCUUGAUAUUGCAAGCGAUCUUAUCUCAGCUAAGGUUACGCGGUGCUAGAGAGGAAGGCAUUCUGCGGGUGCCGGGCCACAAGCAAAAGACCGAAACACUUUACAACGAGAUCGAGCAAAAUUUCUACUAUAAACCGGAAAAAGUGGAACCGCUGUUUAAGAAAGCGGGCGUUCACGAUCUGAGCGCACUUUUGAAGCGCUGGCUACGGGAACUACCUCAACCUUUGCUGGCAAACGAUUUGGUGCAUUUAUUCUAUCAAACGAAUGUUCUACCUCCACAUGAUCAGUACAAAGCGUUGGCUGUGCUUUGUCAGCUGUUACCACACGAGAAUCGGAACACCCUCCGGGAAUUACUGAACUUUUUCCGGCUAGUCGUGGAUCUGCAGGACUCGAACAAGAUGACACAACAGAACGUUGCUACCAUAAUUGCACCCUCGUUCUUUCCACCGAGAUUUAUACAUCCACCGGACAAGAGCAACAUAGGAGCUCAGGUCCGCAUGGCAGCGCAGUGUUGUCAUCUCACUAACGUACUCAUCACGCUCGCCGAUGCUCUAUGGCUGGUGCCAAAUCGUCUAAUCGACCAAAGCAAGAUGAUCAACAAGAAUGGACAGCCGAAACGCCAACUAACACGAAAAGCCAAAAAUCUUCCUACAAACAGCAGUGACUUUGUCAUCGAUACCAACCAUAUCCACAGAUUAGUCAUCUAAGCCAGAGUGCUGCAUAAACUAUAAGCAAUAGGUUUUAAGCUCGAUAGACAACGGUUCUAGUACUCCACUUUACUUCCAAAAUGCAACCAUUUAAAUCCAAUUAUAAUAGACUGCUAAAUAUGUAUGUACUGACACGGUACCGAAUUUACAACCAGAAAGAAGAAACGCGAAUUUAAUACACUAACUGCUGAACGAUGCAGCGAGUAUAUUUCUAAAAAAAAUCUCCGAUGUGUGUAACUUUGCAUUAAGAAAUGCUGCAGUUUAUGGCAGUCUAUUACCAUUGCUACUCUAAUUCAGUAUAAGUUUCAUUCAACGUGUGCCCGUGUGUUGCGUGCGUGUGUAAAAGGGGGGAAAAGUUUUUUUUUCUAUCUAAUCUACCGAAGCUGGAAAAUUGGCUUCUUCUGUUUAUAUGUUUAAUUUGCCGACGGCGCUCCAGAUUCACAUGGAACCGAACUAAAAAUAGAAUAUAACCUAAACUUUCCGGUUCAAAUUAACGAUCUGUUUGCUGAUCUGAUGCUAUCUUUAUAGAAGGAAAACCGAGUGCAGAUUGCAACGGUGCCACUUGGGUGGCACCGUGUCUUACUUAAAGAGAGGUGAUCUACUCUUUUUCUCAUUAUAGGAUAGCAAAAAAAGGUAAACCGUAUAUAAGUUGUACCAUUCGAUGAUGAUAGUCAUGAAACUGUAUAUUUAUUACGGUGAUAUAGUCAAAGAUUGUAGAUGAGAGUGGGGCAAAAUAACCGCUUUGCGCGGAGUAAAGUUUUUUUUAAUCCGUUUGGGGAUUCAAACAACUGGGGAAAAAGGGGAGUUAGAUUGUAUUUUCAUUUCUUAAGACUACAACAGUGCUUGAAACAUGCAUUAAAUUAUGUUUAAGCAACGCUUAGGAACUUUUUCGAAGAAAUUCAAUUCUUUAAAAUAAUAAAGUUGGGAGAAUGAAAUGGAGACGCACGGUGUUUUAUGUAAAAAAAUCAGCUUUCCAUUAAAUUCUAAGCAAAUUGCAUACCAUAAAAACACAAAAAACGAAUAUUUUCAAUGUUUUGCAAUUAUGAAGAACUCUUUAAUGCUCAUUCAUUGAAAUACUUUUCAUUUAAUAUCAAAAUCAUUAAAACCGGUUCAGUGAUUCAAAAGCUAUGAAUUUUUAAAUAUACGAAAGGUUAGAAAAAUUGGGAUGAUUAAGUUUAACCUUUUAAAAUCACUUAUUUGAGCCAUUGCAGUAAGUUCUUUUGCCGAUACGCCUAUAAAAUUAAGCAAACGUUUUUAAUUAAUUUAUUUAAGGGGCAUUCACGCCUCUCACGCCGAGGACCCGGGUUCAAAUCCCAACCCCGAAGAAGUCAUGAAUGACAUAAUCUAGUGACUAUAAUCUAACAAAAAAAAUUAUUUAAAUAUUCGAAAUAGCAUGGUUUAGGAAAAAUCAUAAUCAUAACAGAGAAACCAAUAGAAAGUAGUAAUUGCAACCAAUUACUCUUAAAUUUUACACAGUUGUUUGGAAACUUAAAAGGAAAUAAAAAAACUUUAUUCUCGCUUGCUACUAUAGAGUUCAUGUGUUCUUCCAGGAAAAUGUGCCCCACCCUAUUGUACAUACCCGAAGGAGCCCCGCAAUUAUUGAUUACCCUGUAGUACUACUACCUAUAUAAAAGUGUGCAAGCGAAAUAUUGAUAAAAUA